GUUUCUUUCUGGAAGAAGGAAACAAUAUGGCGGAACGUAGAGAAAAAGGAAGUUUCCGUCAGCUUUCUGAGUCCUCUGCAGGCUAGGCUGCCGAGCGGGGAGCCUCAUGGUUACGGAAAUAAUAUAGGUAGAACUCUAUACUUAUGAGAAAAGAGACUUGAUUAUGUUUUGUUGGGGGAAAAUCGCUGAAGGACAGCCUGGAUUAGGGGAAACGGAAGACGAGCCAGUCUUGACACCGCGAAAUGUCGAUGUCAGUUUUGGCUCGCUAUCAGAAGUUAAAGACAUUGCAUGUGGCUGGGAGCACACAGCUGUUUUAAAAAACGACGGUGUUGUUUACACCUGUGGUAACAGAGAAAAUGGACAACUUGGACAUCACAGAGAAGGAAAUAAGUUAGGUUAGAAUACAAUGUAAUUUCUUCAAGUACGUUGUUUACUGUGCAGGGGACGUUUCAGUGUUUAAUUAGAAUAUUUACAGCGCAGUGACAAAUUUUGAUUUUUUGAAGUAUUGCGUAAUUAGCUUAAGUGAUAAUUUGAACAGCAAAUAACUAGAAAUUAGUGUACACUGCUACCCAACAGAAAAACGGACAAUUAUUGUUUUAAUACAUUGAUCAAAUAUUUUUACACGUAGGUACUUGCAGAAAUUGGUUAUGACGAUUAGAAUGGUCAGUAAAUUUUUACUAAACGUACGUGCAGGAUAUUAAACGCUUAACCCGUCAGUUCAACAAGUCCUAACAGUGAUAAGUAUCAGUUUUCUUCUUAAAAUUCAUAACAUUUUCAGAAACAGAAAAGAUUAUAUUCGAGAAUUAUCAAAAGAUCAACUAGGGGAAAAUGUUUUGAUCUUUUAUAAAAUUCUCUUAAUUAAUUCAUUAAAAGAAAAAUGUAUGGAUAUCAGUUUGGAGAAUAUGUGUACAGUCGAUUUUAGGUCCUGAGGGAAACAUUUAGUUUUGUUUCCUGACUCUAACUUCAAUGUUAAAAACAUUAUUUUGGGGGAAAAAAACUUAACUAGUUUGUAGCCAGGGACCAGUAAUUAAGUGAUUUGUUUUGUAAGUUGUAAAUGCUUGAAUAGGCAGUCUAGCCUUUAAGUACAAGUCCUGCUAUAAUCUCAGCUCCAACUUGGGUAUUUUAUUACAGCCAACCAAAGGUAAGAUGCUAGAAAAACUGGGCAAGCGUGCCUUACAGGCGGCAGCACCACAUUUAUGGAACGAGCUGCCUUUACAACUUCUAAAUAUGAAUCCUCUGGAAAUUUUAAGAACUCAACCAAGACAUUCCUUUUUAGACAGUGUUUUUGAGAAGUGAAUUUUAAUUUGUAAUAUAUCAUCAUGUGAUUUUAAUACUAGUUAUGAGUUAUUAUAUUAUUAGGCACGUGUUUUUGUUUUUUUAUUAUCAACUUUACGGUUGACUAUUAUCAUAUUUCAUAGAUAUUUGAACAAUAAUUUUGUAAAGUACUACUGAUUAUGUAAAUAGCACCAUAGAAAUAAUAAAUUAUUUUUAAUUAUUGUUUAUAUAUCAUUCUCCAGUGAUUUUUUUCACACUUGUUUAUUGAACACAAAUUUAUUGUUUAAUUUUGUUCCACAGCUCGGGUUGAUUCCCUUGAGACUUGGACCAUUAAACAAGUAGCUUGUGGGCAGAUGCACACUUUAGCUGUCACUAACAAAGGACUUGUCUUUGCUUGGGGUGACAACACCAAAGGACAGCUUGGUCUUGGAAGUUCAGAUACCACCUCUCAUAAACAUCCAAGGUGCGUUGUGAAUCAUUUUUUUUGUUCAUUUGCUUGUAGUUUUUCAGGACCCUUGCUUCCUUUUGAACCUUAGCAAAGCAAUUAAAAUAUCUGGAGGAAGUGGGGGUUGUGAGGAGUUGGGUUUGUGAGAAGAAAGAAUCUCCCCUGCCCUGCCCUAACCUGCCUAGCAGUUACAUUUUUGUUAGCAAUUAAUUUAAACAAUCAAAUUGGGAUCAUAAUAAUCUCAUUGUUCACUCACCUGAGGAAGAGAUAUCACUUUUUACUUUACUUAUGUUCAACAUAUAUUUAAUUGCCCAGGGUGCAUUAUUAUAUUGCGUCGCUCAAGAUAUGCCAAUAUACAGUGCUACCCAACAGUAUUUUGUUUCUUGGUUUUAUACUCACAAACUUUAAACUUAGGGUUGAAUACAUGUAAUUCCAUUUUAGCUUUAGAGACCCCUCCCCCACAGAAUUUCCAACAACUGAGUUGGGAGUAUUGUUAAUUGCUUGAGAGAGGUGACAGGUUUUUUUUUAAUCUGCCCAUUGUUAAAAUUAACAAUUUAAAUAACUAUAGCUGAAAAUCAUCACUUGUAUCAACAGUGUUCAUUGCCGUUUUUUAUUGUCUAGAAUUGUCAAGCAUCUCCAGACAAAUGGUUUAAUGGUGACACAGGUAGCCUGCGGAGCAAGACAUUCCCUAGCACUCACAGCAGGUUAUACAUGUACUCCUUAUUCCUGUCCAAUAACUGCCAAGGACGCAGGGAGUGAGAAACUCUCAGAGCCAUUUUAACCUUUUGUCGUCAUCCUCGACUCAUAUACAUAAGACAAAAUACCUAGUACAUUGUACUGUCAUCAUCGGUGUCCAUCGCAGAGAGAGUAUGAAAUUUAUGCAGCAUGAAUAAUGCUACUCGUGCAUGUAUAGCCCUUGAAGAUGUCCAUGUAAACAUUGGUUAGAACAUAAUUUUCUACAAACAUGUACAGGUGUAGCUUGUGUGCAUUAUUUAUAUGUUAUUGUCCAUAUUAAGCCUUGUUAUGUGUGUAGUUUAUUCAUGGUAUUGUUACAUCUUUUAGGUGGAUAUUUGUUUGCUUGGGGUGACAAUAGAAAUGGCCAGCUUGGUAUUGGCAAUUCAAGUCUCGUACAUAACCUCCCAGAACAUGUUUCUUCUUUGGUUGGUGUGCCGUUUGCCUUGUUAUGUGCUGGUGGCUAUCACAGCUUUGCAUUGUCUCUUUCUGGAGCUCUCUUCAGCUGGGGAAGAAACAAGUAUGUUUGCUUGGCUGACUCUACCCUUGUAGUUAUGGUACUUUGGCCUGGUAAUGCAGUCCAAGUCUUCGCUCAAAAUUCAUUUUUCAUUGUGAAAGAGUCAUUUUAGAAUGCUAUACACUGCAUGCCAUAAUGGAAAAAAAAGCAUUAUUAUGAGUUAAACAGUAAAAAAUUUAAAAUAUUUAUUUCGUUAAUUAAAUUAAUAUGUAUUUAUUCAUAUUCACUGAUUAUCUAUUUUUUCAGCUUUGGUCAACUUGGUGUAAAUGAUGAUAAAGGUAAGAUUUAUAUAAUGUCAAAUUAUGACUUUGAUCCACCUAAUGCAAACUAUACAAGGGUAUCAUAAUGAAUAUAUCAUACUUAUAACUGUUAUUAUACAUAAACAAAGCUUAAUUCAGAACUAAAAUAAAAUAUUAUUCUAAAGUAAAGCUCAUCAUUAUUUUUGGCAUCAUCUUGCCGUGUGUUCCUUUCAGAUCGUUUCAUGCCAGUGCUUGUUAAGUCUUUACGAUCCCAACGAGUAAGACAUGUAGCUGCAGGGGAGUAUCAUACUGCAGUUCUAACGGAGGUCAGUACACAAAAAGAAGCUUGUUCCUUACAGCAUUGAUCACAGUUUUCUCACCUUAUGUUGGCUUUCCAAAAGUAAAUGUUCAAUUUUUGUGGAGAGUACCUUGGUUUAAUCAUAGUCUCUCCAAAUGGAGUUCGUUGGAGAAACUAUGGUUUAAUUGAUUAAACUGAAUUGACGCUUUCACUCCUAAUAGAACUGUCAAAGUUAAAAUUCACCAAAAAAUCCAAAUAUCUUUUUGUAAAAUUCUACCAAGUAAUUUAGUGUCAAACUCAGAAAACAGUGAAAACCUGAAGAAUUUCAGGAAUGUUGAUUAUGUCAUGUCCAAUCACAGCAAAGUUCAUCACACACAAGUAAACCUCAAAACCGCAAACUAAUUAUUACUGUUACUUUGUUGCAGUUUAGUUUUCUCAUGCCUUAUUGAGUUUUCCCUCGCAACACAACAUUCCAUAAAUAUUUCUGGUUUUCAUGGUUUUGUGAGUGUCACAGAUUUAGUACUGUGUUAAAGUUUUACCAAAGAGGAUUUUGUUUGAGGAGACACCGUAACUUUCUGUCUACAGAUUCCAAGGUUAGAGUGACAAAUCAAGGCAUCAAAAUGUCAAGUUUCUUUGAUUGAUUUUUGUUUAAAAAGUACUUCCAAAUCAAUUCUUAUAAAGCCAUUGCCAGCACAAACUUGAAGGUCAUGAAAAUGACUCAGGAAUUCAUCAGGUUGCUAAGGAAAUCUUGAUUAAAUUAUGAAUAACUUUUUCUUGACUGAGUUUUGAACAAAUUCUCCUCAUCAGUACCAUAAUAAGGAAUGUUAGGGAGAACAGUGUGGGAGUUUUAUAUGGACGAUUACAGUGCGGUUAUAUCUUUAUUAAAAAUGAAUUCAUUAUAUGUACUUGAUUUUAUAGGAUGGAGGUGUAUUCACGUGUGGGUGUGGCAGCUAUGGCCAACUUGGACAUAACUCUAACAAUCAUGAGUAUAACCCUAGAAAGGUGAUGAUCAACAGUACUGUAUUGAGUAUCAAUUCAUUGUAGAUUAACUCUUUAAGUCCCAAUAGUGACCAGCAUCAAUUUUCUCCGAACAAUAUCCAUACAAUUUCAAGAGAUUAGGUUAUUAGAAUUAAUAAAAUGAUCACCUGAGAGAAAACACUUUGAUCUUUUAUCAAAUUCUCUCAACUCAUUCUUUAAGAAAAUGUAUAGAGAACAGUUUGGAGAAUUUGUACAUGUAUAUUGGGGCUUAAAGGGUUAAAAUAAAAAGUCCCUCAACUGUAGAUGCCCCUCUUGGAAAAUUAACAGUUCCUGCUGUUUUCCUUACAAAAGUAUUUGGAGUAAGGUCCGCCUUGCUAGCCAGUAAGAGAAAAAAGGAAAAGUGAAGAGAAUGUUAAACAAACAAAGAAACAAAAAAUAAAUACACACACACAGGCAGAUGGGCCCACAUCUGACUGAAGCCUUAUGUUAUCUGGACACAUGAUAUUAUUACUGUUCCUGUCCUUUAUAGGUAUUUGAGCUGAUGGGAAAAGCUGUGACCCAAAUUGCUUGUGGAAGGUAUAUUUGCACUGUGCUUGAUCAAUUCACCUUGCAUUUUGUCUUAAACUUGAUGGAUGAAAUGUACAUGAUUUUACAUGUAUAUGUACAUAGUAGAAAACUUGCUAGUUUUGUAUUUUACAUAUAAAAAACGAUUGGUUCAGUAGUACAGCUGUAACUUGUGUAAAGCACUUAUACAAAUUUUUUUUUUUGCUUUUUGUUGUUGAAGGUUGCAUACACUGGCUUAUGUUGCUUCAUCAGGAAAACUGUACUCUUUUGGUGCAGGAGAGAAUGGACAACUGGGAAACAACAGAUUGUCGAGUGUCAAUAGUCCUGUUCUUGUUCAUAGCAGCUGGCAUGUUGACACUACGGAUGGAAGUAAAUCAACACAACAGUCUGUGAUACACAGAAUUGCUGCAGGGGGAGACUUCUGUUAUUUACUUGCACCAAGAAAUGUUAGUAAUAAUUAUUUAUUAUUACUGAUUUGUAAAGAUAGAAUUAUAGAAGAUAAAGCCGAGCCUAAAAAAUAUUUUUUACUGUGAAUUACUCAGAAAACUGUGAAAACCAGAAAUAUUUCCUUACAAAAAAAAAAAAGGUUUAAAAGGUUGAUGGUUUGUUUAAAGUGGAAAGUGAACUUAGCUUAAUUAUCCAGGUAGUUUAUGGUCAGUCCGUUCAAAUAAUCAUAAACAAUAACAAUAAACACGUAAUGACUGGUUCCGAGCGAAACAGUUAAUUUUGUUUCCCAAGAAUUUCCGGAGGUGGAGCUGAGGGGCCAGUCUUAAAGUUGUUAUAUAGCUCGAAAUUUUGAAGCUGGAAAUUCAGUCAACCUCGCUGUAACAGUGGUCGUCAGUCAACAUUUGCAGGAAACAAUGUACAAACCCUCUGACGUCUUAGAUUUUGCAAUGUUGCCUGCUAAGAGAUUAUGGCGGGAAACAGUUUCAUUGUUAGAUGUCAUGUGACCUCGUGACCUCAUAGUAACCAAUGAGAGCAUGCACUGUUGGGAAAACAUUUCUAGCCAUAUAACAAAUAAUCAUAUAUAACAGGAUUAAAAACUCCAACUGGCAGGAGGUAACCAGUUGGCAAUUUACAACCGUGCUGCUGAGGAUUUGAACUCUAGCUGACCGAGAAUGCUGAAUCCAGUUAGAGGUCAGGGUGGGACUCAAACUGAACCCUGGAUCAUGGGAUUGCGAGUCCAGCAUGCUCAGCUUGCCACUCAGCCACGCUGCCUCCCUCUGUAAUAAAACUGGGCCUAAAGAUUCUGUUUUACUGUGAAUUACUCAGAAACCUGUGCAAACCAGAAAUGUUUUUGUAAUGUUAUUGUGUACCAAGCAGGCCAGCAUGAGAACACUGCCAAACUCCAAGCUGUCUAGAACUUUGCCUGUAAAAUUGUCAGCAGGGCCCAGAGAUACGACCAUGUAACUCCCAUUCUCAGGCAACUCAAGUGGCUCCCAGUUAAAAAACACCUGUACCAUCGCGAUUUAUUUAUGGCAUUUAAAUGAGUGUACUGCCUUGUCCUGGAGAAUCUAUCUGAUCAGUUUAUUAAGCGCUCAUCUAUAUCAACCCGCAGAACUAGAAACUCACAGUUGUUAAAUAUUCCUUUAUUUAGAUCUGCAACUGGCCAAAGAACUUUUUCUUAUCGAAUAUUUCUCUCUGGAACGCUCUGCCGCAAAAUAUCAAGUCGUUAGCGCAAUUUAAGACUAUGAUGAGAAAAACUGACUUCUAACGGACUCUAAUAGAACACAGCCAGCCACAGCCAUGACAAAAACCCAAUAAUAAAUAGUUUAAUCACUAGGCACUUAAUUAAUCUAACUUCCUGUAUUUUAAUUUUUAGAUACGUACAACUUCUUGCGUUUUGUUUUAUUUCAUGCCAUUCGAUUUUGUCAAAUAUUUUACUGAAAAACCCUGUGGGGACGUGAAAUAAAUGUAUGUAUAUACGUAUGUAACACUUACCUGAACGUAUUUUGGAUUCUUAAACAGGGCAGCAACUGUGUAUCAUGUGAUUUUCGAGAGCCAGACACUUCUAAGCACCUCUGGACUUUGUCUGAAACUGAAUGCAGGAAAAUAGUUCACCUCUUUUCUGUGGGAAAUCCAUCUGCAGAAGCAUUGCAGUAAGUUUGUUUUUCAAAUUUAUGGCUGUGACAGUCCACAUACCAAUACUAUUCAGGGGCACCUUAGGACAGUUUACUCCUGAAUACAUUGAAAACACUUUUAGGUUAACCAGAGAACUUUCAGAUCUCUAGAAAUACAUUCUAAGCGGCGCUAUAAAAUUAAUUUUUGUUCGGUCAUCCUAGGGGAACUUGAGUUUUUUUUUUUCAAAAUUACAAGGCCUUCAGUACUAUUUUCCCAAAAAUUGUAGGUGCAAUUUAAUGUCUUACGAAAUUGAGCAUUUUUUUUAUUCCUCUCUCCAUUACAUUUUCUCUCUUCACAGAAAGUUGGAGACAGUUUUUUCAUCCAACGCUUGCAUGUGUGGCUCAUUUCUGGACGGGUAAUUAACUCUUAAAGUAGUCUAAGCUUAACCUGUGAAUUUAGUUGUAUGUACGAAUUUUUUAGACACGUUUUAGGCUCAAUAGGCCAUUUGCACGGUGACGUCAUUUUACUACUACGACCAGAAUCCUUCAGAGUUUUACUUUCUUGUGCAAAUUAGGGAUUUCGUUAUUUUUAAAUCUCGCUGGGAUUUCCAAAUUUAAAUAUGAAAGAAAAAGCGAAAAGUAUUCUGGUCGUAGUAGUAAAAUGACGCCAUCGUGUAAAUGGCCUAUUUUCGCCUCUCUCUCGGGUCUGGGGCCCGUUUCUCGAAAGUCCCGGUAACUUUUCGGGCCCGAAAGAAAUCAAAUAUUCAAAUCGAAAUAUAAACAAUAAGAGCGCGGGUCCUGGCUAGCAGACUAAUCCAUUUUGUUUCACUAACUGAUGGUUUUAUCAUGCUAGAUGCAAAACUAUUGAAACCUCAAUCUUUAAUGUAAACGGAGACAGCUUACCGGGCCCGUUAAUUAUCGGGACUUUCAGGUCCUGUUGAAACCUGCACAGGCUUUGUGUUUUAAAAAUCCCCGAAAACGCUAGAAUAUGUCAACAUUGUUUUAUUGAGGGCGAAUUGCACUUCAUCUUUGACUGUAGCCUGUUCCAGGCAUUCAGAUAGUUGGGAGCGGCCAGGCGUUCAGAUAGUGGGGAGCGGCGCGAAGUAAAAAGGAGCGCGAAAAAAUAAAAGCGAGGGACGGGGAGAGGUGAGAGAGGAAACGCCUGUAAAAUUUGUUUUAAUUAGACUCUUCCGCCCACUCAGACCGCAUCAGCUGUAGGUGGUCUUCACUUAUCAAUCAAGACUGGUGUUACAGCCCCAUACAUUUAUUAUUUUUCUUGUGAAUAAAUCGAAAUUUCUCAGACCAAAAAUUAAGAUUAUGUAUACAUAAUAUUACUAAAAACCUAAUGUAAGACUUUCAGACAAUAGAGAGCGGGAGAAGUAUUCAUGUACAAUGAAUUUAUUUUCGGCUUUAAAACAGUCCCCCUCUACUUUUCUUCACUUCGUACCGCUCUCCACUAUCUGAACGCUUGGAACAGGCGACUUUGAUUGUAGUCUCCACAACCGCGCAGCGGGGCUACCCUUUUUUUAUGUCAGGGUCACCGACCUAGCCGGGCCAGCUUUUCUUCAUAUAAACACUUUGCUUUGCCAAGGAAGGUCACAACUCGUUCAAGGCGAGACAAUCAGAGCAUGCGCGAGUGCUGUUUUAGACAACAGGAAGCUUAAGCAACGACGACGGCGACGGCAACGAGAAGGGCAAAAAGGCAAUAGAUUAGAUUAGCAAAACAACAACUUUGCACCUCCAUCACGCUUGUUUGUACAUUUCUUAGCCGUCGUUGCACGACUACAACGUGAAAGUGCCUAAUUUCACGUUUUGUCGAGGACGGGAAUACAAGACAACAACUUUCCUUUUCUUUUCCUGAACUUUGAUACAGUCCUUUAGAAUUCAACUCCAAAACAAUUUGCCCACAUAUGACACCUUAAACGAGAUGGAAUAAGCGCGAUAAAGUUUGAGGCAGCGCGAAUUCACUUUUUAAGUGACGUUUUCUUAGCCGUCGCCGUCGUUUUUGCUUAAGCUCCCAAAUCAGAGUGUUACUGAGGGCUGUUGUCUCGGGCAAAUGGGUCAACUAUUUUUUUCUCAUGCAACCGCUCGCUCAAGCUGACAUCUGCUGGGAGGGUGACCCUUCCUUCUGGGACAGGCUUUCUCCAUUUAAAUGUUGUCUACGAAUUCAAGGAAACUGGCCCGACUGGCCCGCACCGAGCACUAGAGAGAAGUUUUAGCCCUGUUUUUCCGUCCGUUUGGAUGUUAAACUUCCCAUAAAUGUUGAAAGGAUUUAGGUUUAGGCUAUUGUUGUUUCUUUGUCUAACGUUUCAGACGAAACCAUGAACAAACAAGUUCCAAAGUCCAUGGAAUAAAUUUGGCAUCAGCAAGAAGAUGUUUUAGUAUGCUCAACUUCAUGCCACAUCAGUUAGUCGCUAGUAAGGUAAUUGCAAAUGACCACCACAUUGACAUUUCAUGGCUGGCCUUCAUCUUAGCAUGUCAAUAAAGAGCGUUAGAUUCUAAGACGAGGACGACUAUGAGAACUAGAUUCUCCCAAUACUAUAGUAAGUAGUGCGCGCGUGCGAACCAACGUCAUUUUGGCGAGAAAAUGUGAUAGCCAUCGUAGCCAUCGUCAUUCUACUACGAGUUUUAGCGAGAAUGUCGUAGUGGCGAACACUAGUUAUCAAAUGUUAGGAAUUUUAUAAUUUAGCGAUCGGAAGAGGGCUUUACCUCCUUCAACGGAAGUGAACUAACUGUUGUGAUGAAAAAUGUACAGUGUUGCUUUCCGAGGUGUCUAUUUUUAGAGAAUAGACGAGAAAACUUAAAAUUAAAUGUUGUCCUCGUAGUCGUCUUCGUCCUCGAAUCUAAAGCUCUCUAAUAAGUUGGGACAAGACAACUAAUACAUAAACAAGACAAACAAGACAACUAAUACAUAAAUUCAUGACCUUGGUGUCAUCGUUGUGAGUUGGGUUAACUGGGAGUUUACGCAACUACGAUGACGACGGCAGUGAAAACGUCAGUAAUUAAAAUUGAUGGAUUGACCUUCUUUCUUUUUGUCACUGGUGUAGGCGAAUUUCAAGAUACAACAUUCAAGAUAACUAAUUUAAGAAAAAAAUUCGUCAGCGUUCGUUUACGUCCCCCAUAAACUGUGAAAGUUGGCAUUUUAAAGUCGUAGUCAUUCAGUGACAAGAAGAAAUGUCCAAAAAAAGGGUGAUGCACGUGCAGAGUUGUUGAUUUUCUCAGAGAACCUAUUGUUUUUUGUUUUCUUUUCUUUGCAAUCGUUGUCGUGGCUGGGUAGACUCCUUAAUACGGGGCUUAAGCAAGCACGACGUCCACAGCAAUGAAAACGGCCUUGGAAAAAAAAUUGCAUUAUUUAGACUUGCUGAUUUUGUCAAAUGUGGGCGAUUUUUCCUACUUUUGAAUUCUUGAGGGCUGUUUCCAGGUUCAAAGAAAGAAAGAAAGGAAAAUUCGUCGUCAUGUGUUCACUUUCUUUGUAAAACGUUGUAGAAUUCAUGUCAUAGUACGAAGAAGCGUGAUGCACGUGCACGGCUGUUGUUUUGCUCCUAAGACUUUCUAUUAUUAUUAUUUUUUUUACGUUGUCGUUGUUUUCUUCGUGGUAUUCACGAGAACUCCUUGAUAUUGACGUGGAUGGGUGGGGUAAGGUGAGUUGCUCACUGACGUGGCAGCAGAGUCCAUGAUGUCCAGUCUUUUCUAUUCCUUCUCAACCACUGGCUGCCAAGGGAAGUGGGGGGAGGGGUGGAUUUGCCUUGUCAUUCGUCUUCUUCCCUUUCUCUGUGUUUUCCUAUUCUUCCAUCCCUGCAGUGCUUUCUCUUUCCUUUUCUCCUUCUCUCCUUGUAUUCUCUUCUCAUGCCACUUCCUUCUUUUCUGCUACGGUGGUUUCAUCUUAGGAUUUACAUGUAUCAUUUUUUUUAUUGUUUUGUCUCAUCUCCCAAUACCUUUGUGUUCGUUUGUUUUCAGAUGUUUAACGCAAUAAAGCAAGGUGUCGUUCACUCCCUACAGCAGCCUCCUCCUGAUAUCGAGGCUCUGAGGGUGUAUUUGCUGCUGCCAGAAUUUUCCAUUUAUCAAAAGGAAGAACAGUACGACGCAAUUGUUAUUCCAUUUGGUGAAGCCAUCCUGAGAUUAUCAGUUGAUGCAGGCAAAGUGUUAAGUGAGUAUGAAGAACCUUAUGCCUCAUUCGCGCCAACUAAAUAUGCUUAACCCUUUCACUGCCAGAGUGAAUGUUGGAGCCCUUAAGGUAGUUGUAACUUUUGAGUCUGUGGACAAAAUCCUAUGAUGUGACCAUUCAAAUGAAACUUCUCUGCCUGUACUUUCAAAUGCUGCUAUUUGUUUCCAAAAUUUUACAAAGCGAAAUUUGGGAAUUUUGGUUGCAUUUUGCCCUUGGCCACACUUGGCACUGAAAGGUUUAAAGGACCUGUGUCGCGAAAUUCAGCCGAAUUAAAAAAAUACAAAAUGCCGGUUAAAUUAAGAGAGACAUAAAAAUAACCGCUUAAAACUUUAAAGGAAGGUUAAAAUAACAUAACAGAAACAACAGAUGUCACGGAUGGGCAAAACUGAUGAAGAUUUUAACGGAUUGAAAUUACGGUUUUUGAAAACUGUUCAGCCUAACAGUUUUUCAAAGUUGAUCCCUGCUGCUUGCAGCUUCGAAAAUAAUGCUCAGAAGACAUAUUUGUUUGUCACGGAUCUCUGAUUUUGUCACUUACAUGUAAUUUCUUUGCUUACUUUAAGUUCCAUAGCGAUUGAGGGCGAGUAAUUGGCAAAAUUAAACAAAAUGAACUGGACUGCAGUGACACAGCCCCUUUAAUUAAACUAGGUUUAAUAAAAAAUAAUUAAAAACAGGUACGAAAAAAAACCAGUCUUUUUCACAGAAUUCCUACGAAAUUUGACAUCUUACAUAAUUCCAAUAAAAGUAUAGUAAACAACUUUUAGAAAGAAAACAAAUUUAAACCGUUUUAACCAAACAGCGUUUAAACGUGUUUCAGCUUUGGUGUGAAUGGGGCAUAAGUGACACAGUUCAUUGUUUGACAUCGAUUUUUCAUAUGUUCUUGAAACGAUAGAGAAGAGAAUUGUGUAGUAACAAACGAUAAAAUUUGUGAAAUUAUGGGAUUGGUUGGCAUAUUCAGAAAGAAAAACAUGAAAAAAGUCCUAUUCCUAUACCAAAAAUCAGACUGUUUGUGCAAACAGGUAGGAAGAUCAGUGUAAGCACCGUCGCGCUCUGAUAACUCCAUGCAAAUCUUUCUAAAAUUGGCUUGGAUGGUAGCAGGCCAAUUUUGGAAGGAUUUGGAUGGAGUCAUCGGAGCAUAACAGUGCUUAUACUGGUCUUCCCACCUGUUUGCACUAACAGGCUGAGUUUUGGCAUGGGGACUUUCUUUGUCUUGUUGUUUCAGAAUAAGCUGACCAAUCCAGUAAUUUUAUAAAUUUUAUUUGUGUGACGUAAUCACUUCUAGUCUCUAUUACGCACGAACAAUACAAGAAGCUAACGUAAAUAUAGCGAUUUGAUUGGCCGAUCGAACGAAUGCAAACGCGCGUGCCUUUUGUUUGGUUCAGCGAACUUUCUCAAUUCUCCAUGAUAUCAUUUUGCAAUAAUAUUGAACAAUCGAACGAUGCUUUGAUCAUCUAUGUAUUUUUUUUCAGGACGAUGGUGGUCCACAUUACCCUCAACAUAUUUUUCCCACACAAUGAAGGUUUGAAUAUUUUAAAUAACGUGUUUGCGUCGAAGUUAGCAUGAUAUUUCAUUGAAUGUGGAAGGUUUGGUUACAUCAUUCUACAAACAGAGCCUCCUUCUUUUGUCUUUUUGAGCGAGGAGGAGAAGAGGAGGCUCCACCUGAAUGGCGUCAAACCUUAGAAGUCACCGCAGCUCAAACUUCUGGACUGAAUCAAUCUUUUGUCAAACUGGUUUAUUCGAGUGCGAGUACCCGCUAUGUCACAACCGAGCCCGCAGUAGCAAGUGCUCUGCUAUAUCCUAGCAACAUGCCGCGCAUGCUCAACAAAGAUCUUAUUUUGCAGAGUCUUUCUCAAGCAUCUUUUUUCUCACCCUGCGAGCAGAGCUUCCUUUUGUUCUUUUUAAUGAUGAGGAGAAAAGGAGGCUCUGUCUGAAUGGCAUCAAACCUUUGAGGUCGCCGCAGCCCGAAUCGAUCACUGAGUGAGUUUAUACUAAGAUUCAAUAUUCAUCUGAUCAAUGCCAUUCACUUAUCUUUUGCAUCCAGUUCGCCUCAGAUUUAUCAAGUUCAUCAAAGCUAUUCUAAUCCAGCUACACCGCAUUAGUCGAUCCGCCAGUUGCCAUAUGUUGAUUCCAUGAGUUACGAGGUCCACCAUUUUUAUACGGACCGGUCAAUAAACCGUAGUUUUCUGUGUUUUAUUUUAGAUGUUUCAAGACUGUGUCAAGUACUUACUUCACUUCCCUCCUCCAAAGUUGAAGGAUGAGGUAGUUCAGUAUUCCUGUUGAUUAUUAUGCUAAGAUUACCAACAGAUCACGGUGAAAAACUACUGAACAUUGCAAAAUAGUGGUGUGAACCCAUGGGUUUGAACCGACGAUAGACUAUUCCAAGCCCAAGUUGGUGACUUUGUUUUCAAGAUUGAGGGAACGGUCUAUUAACACUUAUGAGGAAACUAGUAGACCUUAUUAUUCAUUCAAAAUUUUUCCCCUAUUCUGAUUGGCUAAAAGCACGCGCAUAAUUCACCAUAACCAGUUACUGAUGACCAAAUUUGGAAGAAUUUUGUGUUUAACGAGGAACUGACGUCAAAAAUGCAGCGUUCUUGCAGAUUAAGGCACCGUUAACAGAGAAGACCUGGGGACGAGGUUUAGUUGUUUUGGUUGUGAAAACAAAAAAUGGCGGACAUUUCACUCGUUUCAAGAUUGAGUAAGUGCUAGGCGAAAUUAUAGCUAAAAACGUGGCAAGAACAGCAAGACCACAACUCGAAGGGCGACAUCUGCUAUUUGGAGAACAUUUGGGGAGCUAAAAAACCCUAAACGUGCACUAUCGAAGGUGAACUUAACAUCGAUGGAGGUAAGCAUGUUUUAGCUUUGUUUUUAAACUAGGAAUUAUUUUGAAUUAAUAAUAAAACAAUUAUUGAAUUCGGCUUACGCAUCUUAUGAAGAAUUAUGGAGAUCUCGGAGGGUGUUAUCCGCGAUAACACCGUCCUCGAUCUCCAUAAUUGUUCAUAAGAUACUCAGCCUCAUUCAUUAAUUGUUAAUUUAUCACGCGUCAUAAAAGCAAAUAAUUUUUACUUAUCUAGACUAGUUUAUGUAUAGUUUUGACGAUAAUUUAACGUUGAGAUUAAUGUCGUAAAAAAUUUGCUUUUCAGGCAAUACGACGGCAAGCGGGACUGGCAAAUUGUUUAGGGGUAUUGGAGCAACUUCAUGUGGUAAGUUUAAAACCGAUUUGCCUGAAGCACUUAGCUAACGUUUGAUUAUUAAAGUUGGCUCUUCGCUGUACAAGUCCCCUACUGGGUAUUAAUGUCUCCUUCCUAUCAAUCAGGUCGUUUGCCCCAGCUGCAUGAAAGUGUAGCAACUUGCAAUUAUCAUUGAAAAGGUGUAUCUUUAUCGUCGUUUGUUAUUAUUAAGACCCUAUGCACCGGUCUGAUUGAGAAGUGAACCUGUAGCCUAAAUUUCAGACAUUCCUUCUAGUCGCAUACUCCUCUCACUUGUUGGAGUAUGUGAUUCGAGGGUAUGUCUGAAAUUCAGGCUGGUAGAAAUGGCCCCUAGACAAUGUAUUUAUUCUCCAUCGUGUGGGAAGCCAACCAUAAUCAGUCGUCCUUAAGCAAAGUAUCAAUCAAAACAUCAGGGACUUUAACAUCCGAGAUGGGCGAAGGCGGCGAGCAUGUCGCUUAAAAAGCGAAUUCGCGUUCUUUUAAUCAGUUUCAUUGCGAUUAUUUUAACUCACUUCCUUUGUCAAAUGUAGAAGAAUUAACCUGGAUUUGAAUUCCUAAGAACAAUGUUCCAAGUUUAAAAGUGGGAAGAACGUUUCGUCGUUACUUGCUUGCAUCGUCCAUAGAAAGUGAAGUUAGAUUUUUUUUAUGUCGUAGUAGUGCAGUGACGGCAAAGAAAUUUGCAAAAAAAUGAUUGUUGUUGUUUUGCUAAUUAUUUUUACUGCCUUUUUUGACAUUCUCGUUGCCGUCGUCGUCUUUGGAUCUUAAUGCCCCUUAAAACGAUGGCCCGACGGACCUUUUUGAAGUGUCAUUUUCUUUCCACCCUUCCUUAACCAAAUAUAGAUUUUUGUGUACUAAUUUUUUAUUAGUGAAUUUUAAAGCAAGCAGGCCAUUAUAAGAAAACCCCCCAUAGCCACAAUCAUUUCUGUGAAAGCUCGAGAACUAUUUAAUUUUUUGGGAGUAUUCGCGUCACUGCCUGACCGUGCAGCUGUGCGUUUCCUAAAGACUUCAAAAAUAGUAGAUGAUUAAAUGCCGAUUUUAUACAAAUUCUACAGGUUAACACGGAAUCGGGUGAUAUUGUGCCAUUCAAUCAGUUUUACAUCCCUGAGAUUCAACAGACUAUCGAUAUCAGAGCUGACUACUUCAACUGGAUUCAGAAUCAGGUAAUUAGAACAACAAUUCCUGCACGUUCGUAUUUUGAAAGAGCACUUGUGCUUCUAGACGAUAACGUUCGUAAAUAAAUUAUUGAUUGAUUGAUUGACUGAUUGAACAAAAACAACAAGGCAGAAGAACAAUAACAACAACAACAACAGAAAUGUUAUAGGAAAGCUACAGUGCCAUGUUACAUUGCUUGCGGCCGGCACGGGGGGUACCUAGGGCAAUUUUUGCUGGGUAUGUGCCGCUGGCCUCUUUGAACCCCUACCCCCCAAUAGUCUAUUGUGUGGCCAAUUAUAGAGCCCAUAGUUAAUUUUUGGGCAAAUGUAAUUUUUGGCAAUCCCAGUUUAUUCAUUUUCUAUUACUUUUGAAAACGCGAAUCUUCCUAUUUCUAAGUCUCCCCUUACCAAAAUCCUCAAAAUGUGCGACCCCAUUUCAGUAACUCUCUGGAAAAUGCAAUGCGACGCAAUCUUGGAUUGAUGGAAAUUAUAAACAUGGGCUUCCCGUUCCAAUCCACCCAGAGGCUGCUUCAUAUCGAAACCGGUGGUUGUUCUUCGUUUACUUGAUACUGUUACGGGAUAUCGCACGAGAAUGAAAUUCUCUCUUCGGUACAGUAACCGUGGUAUGUUGCGUUUGGGUAUGACAAUUUCUGUUGGUGGUGUCAUGUAAACGAAUACAGAGCUACGAGACGAAACCGGGGUGAAAUCUUGUCGGUUUCAUUAAUUCGCCCCGGCAUCAUCCCGUAAACAGUCUACAAAACUAAGCCUGACGAAACAGCCGACAGGUUUCCCCGCGAAAUUGCGUCUGAAGAACGACUGCAGAAAUUCCAUAUUGAUGUAGUGUCACUACGCAGAUCUGGGUAGUACUUCUGAUUGGUUGAGGCAAAUUUCCCUCGCGGCACAACCAAUCAGAGUACACUACCCAGAUCUGGGUGGUGCACGUCAUCAGUGUGAAAUUUCUGCUGUCGUUCCUCAGACGUUAGAGCGAUUUUCGUUUGACCUUGGUAUGAAAACGCGCGGACAAAACAGAAACAACAAACGAACGGAAAUAGAGCGGUUUUGAUUGGUUUGUCGAACGAAUACAAACGCGCGUGGCUUUUAGUUGGUUAAGCGAACGCUCGGGUGAAAAAACUUCAUGCCCGAGGACUUUCCAGAAAUCAACCGAUACCUCGCUUUGACGUCAUAUUGCAACACGAUUGGCCAAUCGAACAAUGCCUUCUCCAUAUUAGGGUGUUCUUUGCCAGGAAAACGGAUAGGCCAUGUUUUGAUCUUUUCAGCCAUUGGCUGAUAAAACAAAUAACGAACGCUUACCGAAACCAGUUUUCAAGGUCAUACGAAAUCCCUCUAUUUCCCGGGGUAAUCGCAAAAUGUCGGUUGUUUUCUCAGGCUACCAAAUCCUAGAUCCAGUCCAGAAAAGGCCAAUAAACCUUCAGCAGUUUGCCUUUUUCACCUGCUUCUCCUUUUGUUUAGAUUGUGACAAACCUUCAAGAAUUACGGCACCACCUGUAUCACGUGGUAGGCCUUUCAUUUUCAAAAGCUCGUUCAACCAAUUCCAUAUAUGGCAGCAUGCAGAUCGCCAUUGCCACGUGACUUACUGCUUGUUUCAAUCACAACGUGAAAGAAAUGGGCCACUUCCGAGUUUCCAAACCCCUCACUUUCAAAAUGAGGUUAAAUGCAAAACCUGUCAUGUGAAAAUGAGUUUCAGUUGUAUAACAAUUAAAUUUUAUUUUUGUAUCGGACUUUGCACUUAUCCUCGGUUUCAAAAAGAGGCUGGGGCAACUCGUAACUCGCCUAUUCAGGCUUGGCUGCGAUUCAAACCUCAAUUAGAGACCUUUAGAUUCUAGGACGAAGACGAAGACACAAUUUGACAUGAAAUCCCUAGACCUUUCAUACAUACGAGAUUUGACCUAAGAACCCUAUACCCUUCAUACAUAUUUCGGACGAGAUUUGACUUGAAAACCCUUUACCUUUCAUACAUACUUCGGACGAGAUUUGACGCGAAUACCCGAUUUCACUUGAAAACCCUAUACCUUUCAUACAUACUUCGCAUCAUUUUUACCGUUUCACACGUUGUUCCUUGCACCAAUUCUGUAUAUUUAUAGCUCCACGCGGAAUAUUUUUUCAUCCCCAUUGAAGCCGUUUAAAAACAGCUGUUUAAGGCCUCAUUAAAACGGUAGUUUUAUUUUUAAUUUUUAAUCAUUCUCCUGAAGGACAACAUGAACAGAUUACCGGAAAGCUUUAUUACACUUUGCCUCCAAACUUUGCACGAUUAUUUGUAUUGAGGAAGUUAAUUCCUCUCCCUAUCGCAAAACGAUGAAACUUUUAACGUUUGAUAACUUGUUCCCGCCACUACGACAUUCUAGCUUAAAACCGUAGGGGAAUGACGACGGCUAUCACGUUUUCCCGCCAAAAUGACGCUGGUUCACGCGCGCGCACUGCUUGGUAUUGAGAAAAUCUCGCUCUCGCCAUUGGAUCUAAAGGUCUCUUAUAAGUUAUUCAAGCCAACGGGGAGCAGAUCAAUCGUGUGUCCAUCAUAUACCCAAUAGUGGUGAUAAAUAGCGUGUGUUGCAGACGUAAUCUAACCCCGGUUAGUAGCGUCUGCGAAGCGGCGCCGCUAUCCUUGUUCUGUGCCGGCCACGGACUCAACGAAUUACCGGAAAUGCAUUGCGAAUUUCCCUUCAACCUGAUUGGCAAAUCAACAAUGGAUUUUUUAACAGGCCAAUCAUGGCGCGCUCUGAAAUCCUGUUGGGAUUGGACGGGGAUUUAAGCGCUGUUUCGCAUACAGACUCCACCAGGCCCCAGUUGUUCAAAAGGCGGAUAACGCUAUCCACUGGAUAAAUCUCUAUCCGAUGGAAAACGACAUUGGUUUCCCUAAUGCUUAUCCGGUGGAUAGCACUAUUCAGCAUUUGAAGAACCAGUGCCCGAAGUUUAGUUCCGUCUGUGGCAUAGGCUGUUGAUAAAAAACUAUGAAUUCUGAAAUUUUUAAACUGUCGUUCAAUCUUUCCCUCACGCAUUUAAGGGCUCAAAGUGCCUGUUAUGAAUUAAAAGGAGACUUGAGCUCCGUAAUGCUUAAGGAAAUAUUUCACGGGAGUUUGAAAAUUGCGAAAUUUACGAGGAUUUGUAUGGAAAACCAUUCAAACGUGACUGGGUGGCAAAAGUUGUUUUUCUCAUACAAAUCCUUCUAAUUUUCGGGGGCCGUUGCAAUCGCUACUUUUGAGAUAUACGGCUGAAAACUUGCAGGUUACCUAAUUUUAAUAUGCUGUUUCAGCUCGUGCUAACAAAAUUUUUCAAAAUCAAAUUGUUUUCCUGUUUACCAAAAGUUGCUCACGUCGUCAACUAAUGCAAAAGGCCUAUUGCGGAUGAAACAGAUGAUUGUAGAUGUAAUCCGUUUUCCUAUCCUUAUAAAGACUGCUUACGUCCUUUUUUCGUUUCAUCUGUAGUUCAGUUAUGAUCUAUUUCAAAUAUUCCCGGUCUUUGUGUACCUAGUCUCUUUAGUAGCGCGAAUUUAUUGUAAAUUCUUACACAACUAAUAAAAGUGUGUCUCAAUUAUUUUAGAUAGUAGUAUGAUUAUAAAGUUUGGUUACGAUGGUGUGAUUUUCCUAUACAGCGAACGUUUUCUUUCUGUCGUUACCCAUUUGUGUUUGACGCUGAAGCCAAAACUACGUUAAUGCAAACCGAUGCUGUAAUGCAGAUGCAAGUAAGUUUAGACAACACUUAGAUAUACAUGUACAUGCGUCAAUAACUGAGUGUGGCGUCAAGAUUGCUGAAUUUUGGCCAAGGUUUUUGCCCCCUCUCCUCGUUUGAAAAAAUAGAAUAAUAUAAAAUAAAACUAGUUAAGGAUUUACUUUAGGGGCAUUUUUUUUUGGCGGAGACAAGGUGGAAAUCCCGGAGCGAGAAGGAUACGUGCACCUUGUUUGAUUGAGUGGCCAAUCAUAAGACAAGUCUCUUGCUCACGAAGCCAGUGCUAGAAUCAUCGCAUUCGUCAGGACGCUUUCUACUCUUGGUGUUCCUGUGGUACAAAGCCACAAAUUUUCGAGGUAUCGGGGGCGACUGCCAAUAAGCUGCCCCCACUGAUUUUAUCAGGGGCAUCUCGGCCGGGAAACUGGACUCCUUUCGACUCGAUUUCGUUUCCGUAAGUGACGGACGCGGAUCCGUAAUCAAUGAUUACCUCUAGUAUUUAACAUAACAAUUGCUGCGUACUAACGUUUACUGAAGGUACUGCAAAACACUGCAGUUUGUUAAGGUAGGCUAUCGCUUUUAGACAAAUGCAGCUGGCCAAAGCUGCUUGCACUACCGCCAUGCUUAGCCAUUUUUGCAAUUUACUAAGACGAUGUGGACGUGAAGCUAUUUGAAAACUUAAGGUGGAUUUCCACUGUCGCUUAAUUGGUUCGUGCGUAAGCACGUUAAGUAUACGCGCCUAAAUGAAGUAGAGGCAAUAUAUGGAUGCUUCCGUAAACGAAAAAGUUAAACCUCUCUCUAAACUUUGACGCUUACGCUCGGUCUUGGAUGCGUUACCUCUUGCGUAUGCACGUAACAAUAACGCGACAGUGAAGAUCCACCCUUUAGACUCUGAGGUAUCUUACUUCGGUUGGUAUAUUCAUCGUUCUCUUCUUUCUGUUUUUCAGUCAGCUGUUGAGGAGGUGAACCGCCGAAAUGUUCAGUCAAUGGUAUCGCAAAUGCCUAUUGACCCUGUUAAUCCAAUAUUGGUCAUCGUGGUUAAGAGAGAGAAUAUUGUCGACCACACACUAAAUCAGAUUAUGAAGUGUGGACCGUACGAUUUAAAGAAACCUCUGAAGGUAAUAGGUAGUUUUAGCAACUUAGCGAUUAACUUGAACGAUAAGAAUAAUCUUCUCACGAUGCAUGCGCGAGUUCGUGACAAAACGCGAAAGGACUGAAUGCGACUUCCGGUUUUCAAGUCGUUAGAUCUGCGCGCUCCUACGUCACUCUUGUUAGACAUGGUUCUCUUAAAAAUGUGGAUGAUCUUGAGGACAAAGGUUGUAUGUUGCAUUGGCCAUUUCGAAGUUGUGGGUUACGAUGAUUCGGUGAUGUGGCAUAAUUUCUGCAUCAAGUGGUUCACGUUUUUGUAAAUACUUCUUAAUUAAAUUUAAACAUUGUAAUUAGUAAUUAGCUGACUUUGUAAUUAGUAUUAGAUUAAGUGUUUUAAUUAGUUAUUAUAAAUAAUGUAAUAUAAUCAUUGUUCCUGAAAAGCCCCCAUGGGGAGGUAACAAUAAAGUAUGUAAUAAUAAUAAUAAUGAUAACAACAACAAAAAUUCAGCUUCUUACCGUAAAUUACGGGUUCUUGUAUGCAGUUUAGUACUGUUUUCUAAGAUCGGACUUUUUUUGGCAGGUUGUGUUUGUCGGCGAAGAGGGUGUAGAUGCUGGCGGUGUAAGGAAGGUAACAUUAUGUAACAUUCAAGUGAAUGGUUCGUCACGCAAGGGAAGUAACGCGUGACCAAGCCCUAAGAAAAAGUCUACCUGGGAGACUACAUUCAAAACCGUUGGAGACUAUAAGCAGUGAUUAAAGACCUAUAUUCAAUUCCAAAACGCGUAUUUCAAGGGAAAGAAUCGUUUCGCUGUGGGUUCUCAGCCAUUUGGCAAAUGUGAAGCUCUUCGUCAAUUCUAAGCCAUAAUGAUUUAGACCCUGAGUUUUGGAGCUGCAGGUCAACGUUGUUGUUCUAUGCUACCAUCCAAACUAAACAAGUUUCCUUUUAUGAACUUUAUCAGGGUUGUGCUCUAGCAGCGCCCGGAGGCCCCUGACCCUUACUUUUGCUCUUGAGCGACUGGAAAAUCUUAUUAUUUCGUAGAAAUCCUAUGCUCUACACCCUGGAUUUCACAGGUUCCGGCAGAGCAGUGGGCUCCCUUCAAUUUUUCUUACAGCUCAGCCUGGUAUAAAUUCAGCCUUUAAAAAAAAAAAAAAAAAAAAAAAAAAACUGUUAUUUUCUCCUUUUUAAACUUCGAAUUAAUCGGAAUGUUUUUAUUCAAUGUAUUUAGGAAUUCUUUCUACUGCUUCUGACUGAGAUUUUGGACCCCAAAUAUGGCAUGUUUACAUUUAUUGAAGAAUCAAACACUAUCUGGUUUAACGACUUGGUAAGAUAUAUUAGAAACAUAAUUUAUUUUAACGUUAAAAGCCGACGUUUCCGUAUCAUCAUGACACCAUUCUCAAGGCAAAAUGAAUAAGUAAUGCGAAGAUUUGAUUUCUAUAGUCUCUACAAAUUAGCAUAAUAAUUUGUAGAGAGCAUAGAAAUCAAAUCUUCGCAUUACUUAUUCAUUUUGCCUUGAGAAUGGUGUCAUGAUGAUACCGAAACGUCGGCUUUUAACAUUAAUAUUCGCUUGCUUAUGUUUUAAGAAAUCGUUAUUGAUCAAUAAUUUAUUUUAACACAUUUAUUUCCCAGGAAAAUAAAAACCAAAGUCGAGAAAAAAAAAAAAUCAAAUGCUCAUAAGAUUUCAUGUCAGAACCAUGUGCAAUGCUAGGAUGUAUAUAAAAUUACGGCUCAGUUGCUUUGAAAGAGUGGUCUAACGGUAGGUUUUCAUCCUGAGACUAAAAAAACUUAAAAACAUUUUGUACUUUAUAAUAAAAAGAACCACUGAAAAGUAGUGCUCAGUAGCUUUUAGAGGACGGUCAUAAGAGGAUUGCAGCCAUACAUACUCAAACGUUUCAGCAUAUAUAUAGUCAUAAAGAAAGUGCUGGUCGGUAUCUGAUUAUUCCUUAGUUAUAGUAUGAAAGAAUAUGUCAACAAUCAUGUUUUGUUUUCUUGCAGACGUUUGAAGAAAAUCCAAUGUUCUUAUUGAUUGGUGUUAUUUGCGGUCUUGCCAUCUACAACUCUACCAUCAUCGAUCUGAGGUUUCCGCCUGUUUUAUACAAAAAGCUUUUGCGAAGGUAAUUUCAGUACUUAUACAGCCAUGUACUCUUAAUCUUGUGAUGGGGUAUCGUAAGUGAAGUCAAACGUUCUUCACAGAGUCAGCAAUGGGACAGAGCUACGUGUUCCAAAGAUACCCAAACAUAGAGGGUUGAUCGUGCUUCAAGAAUUGGCACAAACAAAAGUUGUCGCGAGAUAUCAGUGGAUUGGCAGCUUGAUUGACAGCUUUGUUCUAGCAAAAUCAAUUGAAUCUACCUUACACACCCUCUCUUUGCUCGGCUGAGGCACACUUUGGGAAUCCCAGCGGUGCCAACACUCGACCUUCGCUUUUGAAUUUAUCGUACUCUGUCAUUUUUAAUUUUCUGAGGUCAUUUUCAUGGUUUUGGUCGUUAUUGCGUACUUCUUACAAAAAAAAUAUAUAUUGUUUUUUCGACAAGAAUGGCCUGUCGAAUGUCUCCACGCUCGCCUUUCUUGGACUCUGUGAAUAAUUCAGUCACUUUUGUAUUGUAUUGUUUUGUUGUGUUUGUUUCUCCCAGAAAGCCAAACCUGGAUGACUUCAGAGGGUUUAAACCGUCAAUUGCUAAGUAUGCAUUUUGUAAUUUAAAUUUUUAUAAUUAUGUAUAAAAAUCAGUGGCCAUGUCGCACUAGUUCAUUGUCAUGCACAACCCGCCAAAACUUGACAUCAGAUGCAUCAUUCCUCUUCGCGUUUUUGCAUUGCUCCUCGGUCUUUGAUAAUCAGAGGAAAUAUUCCGUUUUAUGUUUGGUAUAUUACUUCUCUGUGUUGGAAUAUUAGAUGGAAAACUUGUCCUCAUGUAAAUAUAUUACUAAUCGGUGUUUCAAUAUCAGUUGAAACAGUCCUGGUUUUGAUACACAGUUUCUCAGUGGCUGAAUAUCAGAUCAAACACUCCGCUCAUGUAUCAUAUAUGUCAUGUCUCUGUAUUGGGAUAUUAUAGGAAAUACUCCCUUUUGUGUUAAAGAUAUUUCUUGUCAGUGUUGUAAAGUCACAUACAAAAAACAUUUAUUACUCCUUGGUGUUUAGAUAUCAGACGAAACUCUCCUACUCGUCAUUGAUUCUUAAUUUCACUGCCCCUAAUGAAAGAUAAAACAGUCUUUCAGUGUUUGGCAAGAGUCAUGCAAAUAGCCACCGGUUCUGCAAAGAAAACGUUUAAGCCGAAGCCACGAAUCGAAAACGCGUCGGUGUAUAAUCAUUGAGAACACACACUUCCUUCUUAUUUUUCUUGGCUUAUUCCAUUACACUCAACAGAAAUCUCCAAUAUUUGCUGGAUUACCCUGACGAAGAUGAUAUUGUUGACGCAUUUGGUCUCAAUUUCCAGGUAAGCUUCGUUGUCGUUUUUUCGUAAUCUUGUUCUUCGUAGAAUAAGUGCGAUCGUCAACACCGAAUAAACUUCUUUUUUUUUUCUUUUUCUGGUUCAGAGAUGGUGUUUGGACAUGCUAUGAUUUUUUAAAGUAUAAGACAUUCAAAAAGUUUGUAGUGUACUUUUAAGUUCCAAACAAGCACAGUUAUCUUCACGACAUGUUUUCCUUGGUAGAGUAGGUGGUUUUACCUGUUGUUAAGCAACUAAGAAAGUUAGCACUCGACUCGACCUCAGCCUUUCCAACUAACUGACUUGGUGUCUGUUUUUUUUUUAGAUCGUCCGUGAAAGAUACGGGGCACUAGAAUAUGUUGAUUUGAUUCCUGAUGGAGGAAACACACCAGUUAACGCUGAAAACAGGUAUGUGACUGACGAUAACGAAACAGCAAGUGUUAAGGGUUUAAAGGUUAAAGAUUUGUUUAUAUAGUGGAAAGUGCACUUAGCUUAUCCAGCUAGCUUACAGGCACACCACUCAGAUAAUAAGAAAUAAAUAAUCCAAAUAUAAAAGGAUUAAAAAUCACACCUGACAGGAGGCAACCAGUUAGCUGUUUACACACGUGGUGAGGAUCUGAACUCGACACGACCGAGAACAUUAAUUCAGAGUGUGAUUACAGCGAGACUCGAACCCGGGACCUCCGGAUUGCCUGACGGACGCGCUAGCCACUCGGCCAUGCUACCUCCCUGUCUUAUGCUUUUUCUCACCACAGACCCGUUUCUCCAAAGUCUCGCUGGCCCGAAAACCUAAAGAACAAAAGCGCGGUUCCCGAAUCUAACAAAUCGGUGCAUUAUUUUGCAUGCUGAUAGUUCAGUCAUAUUAUCUGCAAAACUAUUGAAAGUUCGAUUUUGAAUGUAAAAGACAACAGCUUUUCGGACCCGAUGAAAAUAGGCCAUUUGAACGAUAAUGUCAUUUUACUACUAUGAGCAGAUGACAGAAUCCUUAGGGGGUUUGCUUUCUUGUUUAAGUUAGGGCUUUUGUGAUUUAAAGCUCGCUGGGAUUCCCAAUUUAAAUAUGAAAGGAAAAACGAAAAGGAUUGUGGUCGUAGUAGUGAAAUGACGCCAACGUGCAAAUGGCCUAUUAUUGGGAAGCAGGCCCCAGGAACCAAUGAAAAAAAAAGAGUCACUUCAAAAGAAGACUGAAAAUGAUUGUUCGCAUAAGCUCCGAGAUGAAUAGAAUUGUAGUGAAAAUGAUGUGCGCUUCGACAACCUGUGCGGAAUUCGAUACUUGACCAAUGUUUUCAUAUUAUAUUUUUUGCGUCAAUGUUUUUCCAUCCGUCCUGCUACCUUAACAAUAGAGAGUAAAACACUCGAAUAGGAACAUCCAUAUCAUCGAAUAGGAACAUCCAUAUCAUCAGCGUUAAAAGUAACUCAUGGCGUCCCACAGGGAUCUAUUCUCGGGCCCUUGUUAUUUAGUUUUUACAUGACACCUAGACAGUAGAUUUAAAAAGAGCUUCGACUGGGCAGAGAUCAUUUUUCUAUCGCGCAAUAGUAUAUAAUUAAACGUAAACAUCGUGCCCGUAGGGAACUUUGGGCGUCUAUACUUUGACUUAUGUAAUGCUUUUAGGAUCAAAUCUAUUAAGUUCAUCUUGAUAAUUUUUCUUAGUUUUUUAAGAGUACUGUAAUUAGGUUUUCUUCCGAUAAUUGUAAAUUAACAUUGAAAAUCCCAGUUUGGGACAUGUUUUAAAUAAACUUAUCGCGUUGUAUUGUAUUGACUCCCCUCUGGGUUUCCCUGGGGACUACAAUCAAUCACACUCGAACUACAUAUGUACCUUUCCCCUGUCUAGUGACUGAAACAUUUUGUGACUCAUCAGCCAGUUGUGUCUCUUACUUGCUUCUAGACAGCAGUAUGUCGAUGUGUAUAUUGAUUACUACUUAAACAAGUCAGUGGACAAGCAGUUCCAGGCUUUUUCGAUGGGUUUUCACCGAGUUUGUGGUGGUAAAGUCCUGGUAUGUAGAUGAUAAUUUUGUCUGCGUAACAUUGAUAUAUUCGAUGAGUUUGUGGUGGUAAAGUCAUGGUAUGUUGAGGAUACUUUUGUUUGUAUAACUUUGAUAUGCUCGAUGAGUUUGUGGUGGUAAAGUCAUGGUAUGUUGAGGAUACUUUUGUUUGUAUAACAUUGAUAUGCUCGAUGAGUUUGUGGUGGUAAAGUCAUGGUAUGUUGAGGAUACUUUUGUUUGUAUAAUAUUAAUAUGGUCGAUGAUAAACAAUGUUGUUAUCACCCGCCUUAUCCCUUUAAGCCGCAAUUUUCUCCAAACUGAUCUCCAUACAUUUUGUUAAAGAAUUAGCUAAGCGAAUUUGAUAAAAGAUUAAAGCAUCAUUUCUUUUAUUUCAUUUGAUUGAUUAUCAUAAUCGUUUCUCUCCAUAUGGAUACUGACGGGGGAAAAUUGUGUCCAGUCCAAACGGUUGUAUUACGAUGCCACAAAGGGCUGAGACUGGACAUGUCUUCUCAAAAAGGCAACAGUCUUGGACAGAAUUUAGUAUUUGCCGUGUCACAUAACAACUAGAUAGGCCAUUGUAACGCCUAAUUUAACUAUAGUACAUUCUCGUGUCUUCCUGUCAUCGAUUACUAGGUUCGUUUGAAACGAGCACUUGAAAAACUCUUUUCCAAAUUUAUGCUGGAAUCAGUGGCCCCAAAAAGGAGAAGCUAAAUAUUUUCGAAAGCUAUUAAUUAUAUUCUACAAAUCGAAGUGUCGUAUGUUUUUGUGCUAAAUCAUUUUAGUGUUUAAUGGAGUGGUGUUUGGUUUUUCUUUAUUCUAAACAUGACAGGAAUUCUUUCAUCCUGAAGAGUUGAUGCAGAUGGUAGUAGGAUGUCAAGAAUAUGAUUUCAAGGAACUUGAAAAGGUAACAGGUGUUAUUGUGGUGUAACGAUACCGUAAAUGCUCGUGAGCAGUUAGGCUACGGUAUGCUCACAUUGUACCAGAUAUCUUUGCGCCGACACGAAAACUAUUUGGUACAAGGCUUUUGUUCACACAUACGGUCGGUGAUUUUGGUGCGAAUUUCUGUAACGGAGCGAACGUGCGCCGCUCCGAUCGUGCCAACUUUCCUCACUUGCAGCCAAUUGCUGAAUUGCGGAGGAACAAGAGAGGUGAGAUCGGACGUCAGCAUGUAAAGGCGCCCUCUCGCAGCCACGUCAGUCCAUGUGUUGAUCACACCUCGCCCACCCAGACCGAUGUCGGCACAAGUCAGAUAGACCAUGACAUCGGGGCCUACGUCCCCUACUCAUUUCGAACAAUGUCAUGGGUUCUUUUACGUCCUCUUCCAACUGAAGGGGAUCGUCACAUAUCAUACAGGUUUCUGCCACCCUUAGUCGCAGUGUGAACAGGUAUUCGAACCGUAGCGGAAGUAACUGCCUAGGACCCACUGAGACAAUUGAAUAUUCAGAAGUGCGGAUUGGGAUUUAGUACUAGUACUAGUACUAAGUUCGAUGUGUGGGAGAGAUUUGAUCUAGUUCUGCGCCGUUGCCUUUCAUACUCUGGGUUCGCCAGUCUUGAUAAGUCCUUGAAUUUUAGGGGAAAUCCUUGAAUUCCAUUUUUCCUUGAAAAGUCCUUAAAUUUUCUUCAACUUUGAAUGUACUGGCCUGGAAAGAGUAUUUUAAUGUUUUUUGGUUGUCCAAGACAGAAUAUAAAUCAUAGCUCAGAGAAUUUAAAGGUUAUUUACAGAAAGUGCUCUAUGUUUUAUUCAAUAAUUAACUAUCAAUUUAAGACAAGUGAACUGAAAAAUGUAGAGAAGUUGGUGAAGCAAACGGUUCAAGACUUAAAGUCUUAUUAGAAUAGACUGGGAAUGUGCAUUUUUGUAUAACCCUGAUACUGUGCCAGAUAGCUUUUCAUGUCUUCCCAAAAAGCUGUUCGGUAUAGUAUAAAAAUAGCCUUACAUAGAAGGAAAGGGCGAGAGAGGACUGGGAAAGGAUCCUAACGAACGACAACCAGAUGAGCACCCAUAAGGUGAAAUCUGCGUCCAUUUGAAUUUCUUUCAACUGUUGCUUCAUGGUUAAACAGUAGGUUCAGUUGACUUUCUUUUCUCCUUAACCUGUUUUGCAGGUGGCUGAGUACAAGGGAGAAUACUACCGUUAUCAUCCUGUCAUCAGAAACUUCUGGGAAGUGUUCUUUGAAUUUCCUGUUGACAUGAAGAAAAAAUUUCUUGGUAGGUUUAAUAUACGAUCAUCAUAAUCAUCAUCAUCAUCAGCAGCACCAGCAUCGUCACCAACACCACCACCACCAACAUCAUCAUCAUCAUCAUCAUCAUCACCAUCAUCAUCAUCAUCAUCAUUUUCAUCAUCAUCAUCAUCAUCGUCCUCCUCCUCCUCCUCCUCCUCCUCCUCAUUAUUCAAAAUCAGAAGCGUUAUCCAAACUCUAUUCGUAAGAGACAUAGAUGUAUCAAAAGUUUAACACGUCAUCAAUUAUCAAUUUCAGAUGUGGUGAAUAAUUCACAAUUAAGAUGGUAAAUGAAAAAGAAAAAAAAGUUGCAAAUUAAAUUAAAUCAUAUUAUAAGUUAUAAAAAAAAGCAUAGCCUAUAUAUUUGAUGGUACAGUUAAAACAUCGCAAGACCCAAGCAUCAGCUGCAUUUCGUCUAUUGUAGUAUAUGCCUGUGAGAUAUAAACGAGCCUCCUCAUUUGCUAACUUAUCCUCCAAUGUUUGGCAUAUAGUCUGAUAAGUAGAAAAUGGCCGUGAAAGUUACCUACUCGCAAGGCCUUUUAACCACUAACAACUUAGCGUCUGUUUGCAUUUACAGCGUUUUUAACCGGGAGCGAUAGAGUGCCAAUCUUAGGAAUGAAAUCUAUGAAGGUAAUGUUGUGUUCACAGAAGUGUACUUGGAGGAUUUUUUUUAGAUUCAGUUUUUGGUGUUGUUCAGUCCAAGUCUUUUGGGGGCUUAAGCAACAACGACGGCGACGGUUACGAAAACGUCACUCAAAAAGUGAAGUCGCGCUGCUUCAAACUUUAUCGCGCUUAUUCCAUGUCGCUUAAUUUGUCAUAUGUGGGUAACUUUUUUUGGAGUUGAUUUCUGAAGGACUCUAUCAAAGCAGGGUCUGGAAGGGGGGGUCCUGAUCCCGCAUUCCCGUCCCUUUUUCGCGAGAAUCCCGCAUCCCUCACGUUUUUAAUCAGUUUCCCGAAUACCGCUUUUCUUUCUCAGAAAAAUACAUUAAAAAGUCUAAUUUCUGCAAAAGCUAAUAAAUGUAAGGUGUAGGUUGAUCCUUUCGAUUGAUAUUUUGAAUUUACGCGUGUUUUUAAAGGUUUCCGGCAUUCCCGACGGACACGCAAACAUAAAUCCCGCAUCCCGUGCCCAUUUUUUGGCGGGUCCCGCUUCCCGGGGAACAGUCAAAUCCCGGAUCCCGUCAAUAUAUUUAUCGUUUUUCCGAUUCCCGCACCGUAGGUUGGUCAAAUCCGGAAUCCCGAAAAUACCCUUCCAGACCCUGUCAAAGUUCAGGAAAAGAAAAAGAAAGUUGUUGUCUUGUGUUCCCGUCCUCGAUAAAACGUGAAGAUAGGCACUUUCACGUUGUAGUAGUGCAACGACGGCUAAGAAACGUACAAAAAAGCGUGAUGCACGUGCCAAGUUGUUGUUUUGCUAAUCUAACCUAUUGCCUUUUUGCUGUUCCCGUCGUUGCUUAACCUCCCUUUUUUCACUCCCAGAACCAAUCAUGGAGACAUGGUGCGUUCUUCUGCUUCUCAAGGGUAGCAAUGAAAGCUCUCUUGUCGCAUAGGCCCUGCAAAGGAAUGAAACAUACCGUGCGUGAUGUUAGCCUUAUAGAAACUGGUUAAAGCACUUUGUCUUGUGUGUGUUAACACUUACAAGUACGAAGUAACGUCUCAGUAACUUGAAGAUAUACGUCUCUCUCACAAAAAAAUGUCGUAUUAUCCACUCCCCUCGGAACUUUCCAGCGAUAAUUUACAACUUGGGGGGCGGGGGGACUUUUGCCAGACUGCUUAUGGCGCAUAUUAAAAAUACUGCAGUAUGAGAAAUGAUGCCCCCUGUGUGAGUUUGAGUUUGAGAUCAACCACCACACCGGGGACUACGUUCCCUACUCUUUACGAACAGUGUGUAAGUUCUUUAACGUUCCACAGCAUUUAUGUGUGCAAGGUUUGUGAGACGUGGUCUACGGUUUAUCGUCCUUAUCCGAUAAAGUUAAAUUAGGCAAUACAGUGGUGUACCUCUGCCCCGUGAUCAAAAACGUUUUUCACAUAUAUUGCAAGGUAGCAGGGGUCACAAUCUUAUCCCUUCAGUCAUUCCCUCCAACAUGUAUUUGCUAUGUGUUUCCUCACAGAUCAUAAUACAACCAGUUGCUGGUGGCAUGCACGGCGAUCACCUCCCAGUAGCUCACACCUGCUUCAAUCUACUGGAUUUACCGAGAUAUCCCUCCACAGAAAUGAUGAGAACCAAGCUGAGCCAAGCUGUGGAGUACUCAACAGGCUUUGGGCUUGCUUAAUUUUGUUAUCUCGCAAUAUCAAUCCUGUAGCUCAUGAGUCAAGCCCAUGGAAAGAAGAUGAAAAGAAAGAAAUGAAAAUGGACAUGAAAGUAAAGAAGCUGUUGAAAUGUCUUGUGAGAUGAUAUCCUUAUUCCGCAUCAUGUUGCUGACUGUUUUUUUCAUAGCAAAACCAGAUGCUGUCCCAUGGUUAGGCGCAUCACAUUUGUCAUUGAAGGUUUUUCUUCUAUGCCUGCAGCGUGUGUUUGCUCAACCGUAGUGUCUUGAAUAGAAUGGCAUGAUGAGCUGGAAGGGAUGUGAAGAAUGUUAUGUCACAUGUCACACAAGAGAGAAAAGAAAAGCUGUAGCUCCUCUACUCUGACGAGAAAAAAUAUGACAGAAUUUGAGGCUUGGUAAAGAAACCUUCUUUUCCUGCCUAUUUAGCUUCAAAGUAACAACAAAAACAACAUUAACAAAUACCAUCUUAAACUGUACUCUUAGGAAGAAUGGUGGCGUGGAUCGAGAACUAGAAAUAGAUUGGUUAGACUUUUUUUACUAACAAAGAGGGCCAACACCACUGGCCCCCUCUGUGAUGUUGUAAGACGUUGGCCUCCUUGAACGUUAGAGAAGAGCCGCUGUGUUAUUGAACUGUAAAUAUUACCAUGCAAAACCUUAUUUUCUACCCAAGCAUCAACAUUUUCUCCAUAGGGGUGAGCCUUUCUUGCACCCUGGUGGCAUGACAAGGACGACAUGCAGACGCUCAGAGCAUGUGUCUGGAAGUGUCUCUGCUUUCAGCCGAAAACAAUAUAACGUUUUUUUUUUCUGGGAAGACCAAAAAGGAUACAUUUGUAAUUAUUGAGUGACACCUUAUCUCUGCUUUGACCAGGAGGUAUGAAAAUGUAUAAAAUAAAUGGGAAUUUUUCAGAAUAUAUCCCUACAAACCAUAGUUUAUAGAGGAGCCUGGUUUUGAAAGCCGGCAAACGUCAACGUUGAAAACAACGGUGCUGUAGUCUAUGUUGGAAGCUCCCUGACCGUGCACAAUCUUCUCAAUGUUCUUUGUUCACAAAUUGUGACUGAAUAAAUUAAUGCGAUGUUUUUAUUAGUAGUCAGUAAGUUCAAAAUGAUAGGAAUGCUAUUGAACGUUGUGCACGGUAAAGUCCAAAAAAGCUAACAAAAACAUAUUACAAAGGGCCGGAGUCUAACGGGUUCCAUAACCAUUCCACUUUAAUAAGUAUCUGUAGACUUCUUGUUGAAAGUUUUACCUCUGUUGUUUUUCACUCUGCCAAAACGAAGCAGCCAUAAUCUCUACGGGGGCAAUAAAAAAGCGGAUCAAUUUAGGUUUCCGGGAAACUGCCCA
This is a messenger RNA of Porites lobata, 31603 nucleotides long. The record is from the annotation of a GenBank genome assembly. Lineage: Eukaryota; Metazoa; Cnidaria; Anthozoa; Scleractinia; Poritidae.